UUUCGUGGGCUUGCUUCUGGUCAUUCGGGAUUGGCAUCCAGUUCAGGUGAGGCGGGACACGGUACCAACAACCAAAUUGGCAACGAUCAUUUGACCUGUGCAACAUCGUCUGUUGAAGAAUGCGGCACAAAUUCGUCAAAUUCCGAACAACCAGAUGGAGAAGCUGUGGCCGCUGAUCAGCUUUCACCCAGAAAACUUGUGGAAUCGAUUGUGGCAAAAUUAAGGGCAAACGGGAAAACGUGCAUAUUGCCGGUGAAUGACGAAGCAGCAAUGGAAGCAAUCGUAGAACCAUUCAAACUUCUCAUCGAUAUCGGUUAG
Molecule: messenger RNA, 318 nt
Organism: Gongylonema pulchrum
Lineage: Eukaryota; Metazoa; Nematoda; Chromadorea; Rhabditida; Gongylonematidae
Source: the annotation of a GenBank genome assembly